Messenger RNA from Tigriopus californicus, 4214 nucleotides. RefSeq lists its product as uncharacterized. The record is from RefSeq and is a predicted model, not a curated record. NCBI's taxonomy places the organism in Eukaryota, Metazoa, Arthropoda, Copepoda, Harpacticoida, Harpacticidae. Bases 777 to 3476 code for a protein of 899 amino acids. Gene Ontology annotation, molecular function: mismatch base pair DNA N-glycosylase activity. Gene Ontology annotation, cellular component: nucleus. The transcript has 7 exons. Gene Ontology annotation, biological process: base-excision repair, AP site formation.
GUGGUGUUGGUGUCUGUGGCACAGUAGUAGUUUUGCGGCAGAGGGAAGCUCUGGCUGAGGAAGACGAGGAAGGGUGCAUGCUGUUAGAUGAUGGGCCAUGCUUGAAAGCCUCGCAAGCUGGAAGCUGGGCCAUCUUCCCGCUCCACAAGGAGUGAAUGCGAGGAGUGUUCGUCGUUCGUACAUGCAGUAACUCGGUGAGUCCGAGGAACAGAGAGACUCGGAGAGAACAAGGAGAGCGAGAAACCGAGAAACUGAAGAACUCGAGGACCAAGAAGGAGAAAGAGGACGAGGAAAAGAAGGAGGAGAAGGAGGCCGACUACGAAGAGUUCGAGGAGGAGGACAAGAAGAACAAGACAAGGGAACUGUACAAGAAAAUGGGAAAGCAAGCAACUGCUAUACCACCACCACCAUCAUCACCACCACCACCACCCGUACCCAGCACUUCGGCCGUGCUUCAAUGCUGCUGCCUCAAAAAAUCAAGAGUUUUAUGGAGUUAGCUGAGGCGAGGCAGGAGUUAUUUUCAACAUUGGUUGAACAUCCCAACCCAAAUCCCAAGUGCACCAUCAUGGAUUGUGGGUGGUCGGGUCACCAAGGAUGACCGGAUCAUCCAGUGACAAACACAAACACUCAUAUCCUCUUUUUGAGAUUAUUCCAUACAUGCUGAUGCGUGAGAUUAUGACAACGACAUAAAGCUAUAAUAACUAUGAACGAGCAAUAACAAUGAGCCACCUGAAGAGCUUCCCAAGGGAAAAAAGGACAAGAACGACCACAACAGCAUGGAGGAUCAAGCACAAGGAGAACAAAAUCAAGAACGUUCUGUGAUCCCGGUCAACGAAUCCGAUGAAAAACCCGACGAUUCUCAUCUUGACAAUAGCAAAGUGAAUUUUAAUCCUCAUUGCAUUGAGAAUGGGAAAAAGGAGGAUGAGGAAAAUCAACACGAGACAGACGACAGUGUCAAUAUCAAGGAAGAAGCGGAUGACGACGACAACGCGAAUCAAACGCUCCAUAUCUGUGAGCCCGACCGUGAAGUUGACAAUAUGUCUGAACAUUUAUCGGGGAGUAAGGCCCUGGAUUCGACAACAGUGAAAGAUGAAGCCAGUGUCAAAGAUGUGUCUUCCUCCUCCUCCGUCAACGAACAACGAAACCGUGAACAAUGUGUUAGCAACCCUCCAAAGCCCGAUAUCCAAGAAUCUCAAGAUGGAGCUAGUCAGAAUAAAAGUGAACCGCCACUCAAAUCCAAGAAGAAAACCUCUCCCAAGAAACUUGACCCUUAUAGCUUCUCAUCGAUGGGAGAGGAAAAACCGUCAACCAAGAAAGUGUCGCCUAAGAAGCCCAAAGAGAAUAAUGGUGCGUCCAAAACCAAAACGAAACGGGAAAGGCCACCUAAAGCCAGUGAAGAUGCCCAAUCCAAGCCAGCUAAGAAAUCUAGUCCCAAGGCCAAUCGUCGUGGCAGUUCAUCCACGAAUAGCACCUCCAGUCUGAUCAGUUUCAAUGAUUCUCACGACUUGGCCACGGCCAAAGACCCUCUCCAUGACCAUCUAAUGAAGGAGGACUUCUCUGAAGAUGAAGACAAAGUGGAUCGGAAGAUCACCUCACCCGAAAGCGAAGAUGAUGAGAAUCGUCUGAUCAUUGCCGAGGACGAGUCCGAGCCCAAAAAGAAGUCCAAAUGCAAAGCAGAGCCAAAAGAUGGGGAAGCUCCCAAACCCAGACGCAAGCAUAACCGGUUCAACGGGAUGUCUGAAGAAGAAAUUGCCAAGCGACUUCUUCCAGACGUUCUAGCUCAAGACUUGGAUAUCCUGAUUAUUGGAAUCAAUCCCGGCAUGUACGCCGCCUACAAGGGACAUCACUACGCGGGUCCAGGCAAUCAUUUCUGGAAAUGCUUGUUUCUCUCGGGGCUGAUACCCCGACCUAUGACGGCCGAAGAUGAUGUGAAAUGCUUGGACCAUGGGAUUGGAUUCACCAAUAUAGUCGAGCGGACCACGCGGGGAAGUGCAAACUUGUCCAAGAAGGAAAUCAUUGAUGGUACGCAAGCCCUCAUUGAUAAGAUCAAGGAAUACAAGCCCAAGAUCGCCGUCUUCAACGGGAAGGGCAUCUAUGAGGUCUUCAGAGCCAACAAAGAAUUCCACUUAGGCAAACAACCCGAGCCCAUCGAUGGAACCAACACGUUUGUGUGGGUGAUGCCCAAUUCGAGUGCGAGGUGUGCCCAGCUUCCACGAGCCGUUGAUAAGGUGCCAUUUUAUUCGGCUUUGAAGAAAUUCCGCGAUUACCUGACCGGGGCCCUCUCCGAACUCAACGACGACGAGAUCGUAUUCAAGGACGUCAAGCUCAAGAACUUCAACGAAAGUACACAGAAGAAGCUCGAAAGAGCGGGGCUCCUUAACACGGCGGGAUCGUCCGACGAAGGCGGCGGCCAUUUGGCCAAGAUGAACUCUGAAUUCAAAGUGUUCUCCAGCGACUCCGGGGGUUCAAGUGACUUACCUAGCGCCCUGGACAUACGGAUUGAUCCGCAAACCGGGAAGAAACGAAGGGGUCGACCGCCCAAGCCCCGUCCUGAUGGGUCCCUCCCGCCUCCGAAGCGAAGAGCGGUGGAUUCAUCGGGCAAUCCGAUUCCUCGGGGUAGCAAUCCCAUCGAUCCUCUGACGGGAAAGAAAAAGCGAGGCCGACCCAAAAAGACUGACCUUCCUCCGGGCACGGUUUACACGGCGUCCAAGAAAUCCAAGAAGCGGGAUGUGUUGGAGGAUCAUGGCUUGGACAUUGGUGAGAAUUCCUCUGAUUCGAAAUUAACGGGCAGCGAUAGCCUCUCGCUCACGGGUGUGUCCACCAAUAGCCAUUCGACGAGCAGUCUCUUGGCUUCUACGCCAUUGUCCAUGGCUAAUAAACCGACCAAAAUCGUCCCCCCUCUGCCUCCAUUUUCGCCCAACUUCAGUUGCUCUGACCUGUCCGAGGUGGAUGAGAAACCCGUGGACUUGAAGAAGCCCUUCUUCGACCCGCAAGGCGCUCUGGACGGCAACAUCAUCAACGAUCGUUUGAACCAAGGGCCACAAUCCACGGGCUUGUGCGUCAGCAACAGUCAGGACUUUUCCCGCUCUUCGGAUCUGGACCCCGAGUCAGCCGCCCUUGCCAGUAAUCACCCUGCCACUCACCCCUCCCCGAAUUCGGAUCGAUAUCCGCCUUCAGGGGCUGGCAACUAUCACUAUCCCCCGUCAGAGUCGGCGGUCGGACCGGUCCAGUCCAACAAUCCCCACGCCGGUUCUUAUGCCCCUUACGAGGUCACACCUCCCCAUCAAAACAAUCACAGCGUGAGCUCCAACGGCUCCAACACCAAAUCCGACGAUGUCACCACGAAGAGCAUCACGGGCCUGGAAUCUCUGGUGGAACAGAUUCCGGCGAUUGCGGCUGAAAAUGACAGUGGUGUAUUCUCAGGAACAUCAGGGGCCGGAAGUCAUCCGAACACGCCCCGUUCUGUGGGUCCCUAAAGUCCGGCUCCCUACCCUUCCUCUUUCCACACGCCCCAGCCCACGAGCGGGGGUGUUGGCGUCGCCGCCUCUGUCGGAGGAGGAGGAGGAGGAGGAGGGGGAGGGGUGUCCGGUAGUUUUCCCAAUUACAAUGUGCCAAGUACCUCAGAUCUGGGUUCAGAAAGUACAAAUUAUUCUCAACUUCCCAGUGCCAUCGCCGCGAACUCCUCGUCGGCCUCGAGUGCUCCCACGGACUUCUCCGUGAACUCCUUAGUCUACAGCAAUAGCAACGCAACCUCCAGCAAUGCUGACCCUUUCUCGGUGUCCUCCCUUACCUCCACACCUUCUCAUCACCACCAUGCGCAAGCCGCAGCCGACAUGAUGAUGAGUAAAUACCACGGGCUUCCCACGGGUCCGAGCAACCCUUAUGCGGCCGCCGCCGGCAUGUUCCCUUCGUCAUCCUCGUUUGGCGCUCCUGCCGGAUUCUUGGGCGGAGCAGGCAACUCGUUCUCAGCGAACCCAAUGCAGGCGGCCAUGGGCCACAUGGGGAUGUCGUAUUACGGACAGUAUCCCAAUGCGUAUGGCGCUGCUCAUCAUGGCUUUGCAGCCUCGCCCUAUUCUCAUGGGCUGCACAUGCCGAACCCCAGUUAUCCUUAUCCCUCACCCUAUGGUCAGUCACCCUACUCUCAGUCCCCGUACUUUUAGAUAAGCCCACAAACCCUUUUUCCCAUUAAACGAGUGAUUCAAUAUUAGAUCCUA